This is a messenger RNA of Prorocentrum cordatum, 696 nucleotides long. NCBI's taxonomy places the organism in Eukaryota, Dinophyceae, Prorocentrales, Prorocentraceae. The record is from the annotation of a GenBank genome assembly.
GAUGUGUACCAAACGCAACUAGAGCGAGCACUCGUUACCGUUCAAGUAGAUGACGAAGCGGCCUUGCGCCGCCUUGUCGCCAAUCUGGAAAUGAACGAGAAGGUGGGCGGCAUGGUGACGACCCGUGCAAUGCCAGAGUUCAGGUUAGGAAAUAAAUUCCUUUUGAUCGAGAACGAGGACGUGCCAGAUAUCUACAGCCUUUCAGAAGUUGUCGUGCCCGCGCAGAUCUUAUUUUUCAACACUAGCAACAAUCAAGGCUUAGACCGCGUUUGCGCCCUGUUCCAGAUCAGGGGUGUUAGUAUCGAGACCCUGUGCGUUGACGGAAUGCACGUGAUGGACCUGGGGAUAGUUCAGUUUGUGCUUGGGUACAUGUUCUGGGUUCUGGUGAAGAAUAACUUCGCCAGAAGCACAAAAGGCAGGGCGGCGCAGAGGCACCGCGAGUGCCUGAUACACUUGCGGAGACGGAUUCGAUCCUUCUACCUCCAGACGGGGGCCAACCAGAAGCGAGGGUCCAAGUCAAUGGUCGGUCGAUUAACAUUCGAGAUGUUUUUGCCGACCAAUGUGGGAAGCCGCGCCUUAGUCCCGCUCUUGCCUUUGCUCUGUCGAGAGAACGUGGCGUUCCUCGGCCCUCGCUCAGCGCACUUUGUGCAAGCGUGUUUCCACCUGGCGGCGGUCUACAGGGCCCAGGCCACGGAG